Molecule: messenger RNA, 2637 nt
Organism: Nothobranchius furzeri (turquoise killifish)
Lineage: Eukaryota; Metazoa; Chordata; Actinopteri; Cyprinodontiformes; Nothobranchiidae
Source: RefSeq, a predicted model, not a curated record
CAGAAGUUCACGCAUUUAUUUGCGACCUCCGACUUCAUCCUUUCCGGUGGUGGUUUGGCAAAACUUAAAAAAUCGCUCACACUCUGCUGUCUGUCACCGCCGCCGGUACCGGAUCCGCAGCCGCCGCAUGAACGUUGAAGAUGUCUCCGGAGAUGGGAUGAGCCUGUUUUUUUGCUGUCGUAUGACAGAACAGCUUUGCAUAAAGCACACUGAACAAACCCGGUUGGCUCAUUUUGAAGACCUGGAAGUGAGCUCAUCAUCAAAGACGGACCAACUUGCCCUUCCAGAAGUGACAUCUUGACCCUUGGACUUCAGAGAGACAUGGAUGCAAUGAUAGGGAAUGCAUGUCUCAGGAUAGUCCGGGAAAUGGCAAAUAUGCAGGGACGGGAUGUUUUUGUCGCUGACCUGCAUGUGACACGAACAUGGCUACCUCCCACCAACGGCGAUCCCCUGCUCCAUUUCCCAAAAGAUGCCAUCAUCAUCCCACUGUGGAUUCCAGGGCAAGAACAUUAUACCAUUUACACAACACUUUACUACUCUUCUAAUUAUACUGCUGCCAGUUGUUUUGGACGUCUGCUGAUGUCAUUUCCUGCUAAGUUACAACCAGUCAGCUACUCCAGAGCAGAUGUUGCACAGCAGACAGCUGUGGGAACCUGGACGGAGACAACUGCUCUGGAUUUGGAGGGUGUUCCUGAGCAGACACAUGGCAAUGAUUGUGGUGUCUUCAUGAUAAUGGAUGACACGUGUCUCCUGGGAAGAUGGUGGUGCAUUGUCCUUUUAGAAAACCUUGGCCUGGAAGGGUUUGGAAGGAAGUUUGCCCAUUUUACAGAAGAGGGACAGGCAACCCUUGGUACCAAUGUACCACCGGUAUUCAGGAUAAAAAGAAAACAUGAAAGCAGCACCAUGGUCAGUGAAGACCUUACCCCUGCCUGUUUGAAAAUAGGUCACCACUUUCAGGGAUGGAAGGAUUCUGAGACGGCAGUAGUCCCACAAUUAUCAGUUGUCGUAUUGAGCUUUUCCAAUGUGUUUUGGUUGUGUCAGGCGUGCCGGUGAGUGAUCUGGAGGUGAGGAUCCACACGCGGGUGAGGAAGGAGGCAGGCAGGCUGACAGGAACAUUUAAAGGGUUUUAAUGAGACACGCAGGCCAAUGAAACAAUGAACCAACCAGACAAAAUGGACUAACAGGGUUUAAAUACAGGGGGAGCUGGGACCUUGGGUGAUUGGGAGACGAGAGGCAGGUGGCAGCAACUAACAUGAACACAGGACAGGGUGUGACUUGUUGAUUUGUUGAUUUUAAAAAGCAGAAAGUUUGAUAUGUUGUCAACUUUCAAUGGUGGUAUAAUAAGUGUAAAUAUCAAUCCUCUUUGGAUAACUGUAAAACAAACUGAUACCUUUAUUUGCAUUCCUCUGAGUCCACAGGACACCGACCAUGUGUGUUUUAAGGCCCUGUCCACACGUAGCCGGGGAUCUGCCGAAACGUAGAUAUUUUUCUACGUUUUGAUCUGUCAUCCACAUGAAAACAGAGUUUUUUCACACGAAAACGGAUCUUUUUAAAAACUCCGGCCAAAGUGAAGAUCUGCGUUUUCUCCGUUUUGGGUGUCUGCGUGUGGACAGACAAAACCGGAGUUUUAAGGUCCGCAACGUCACUUUCCGCGACAAAAAAAUGCUGACAUCACGUGUGCGACCUGUGUUUACACUAGCCGACAGCAUGGAUGCCCUCAGAGCUGCGCUCCCUUUAUCAAUUGUCCAAGCGCUUUUUGCUUGUUUGUUUUUGCAAGCGGAAUUACUGCUCCUUGCGGAAGACCACAGACGAAGGACGAGGUUAAGAACGGGGGAAGUACUGCCGCCUACAGGUCUGGCAUGUCCUUAACAACGUAUUUAUCCGGGUACGUGUGGACAGAGUUUUUUUUAAACAAGGUGGUGUGGAUGCAAGUUUUUGGAGGGGCGGAUAUUCGUUUUUUAAAAAAAAAACGGCUACGUGUGGACUAGGCCUAAGACACCUUACAGCUUUCCACCCAGAGAGCAGGACAAUGACAGCAUGGACCAACACAACGUGGUCACCACAACCAGGGAUGUUGGGAUCCUGAGUAACGACGUCUUACGACAGGCUUGUGGGAAGGGCUCAGCAAGCUGAAGACCAAAGAAGAGUCAGCAGUGAUCUUGUAUCAUUUAUCACUCAGGAUAAAGGCCUACUGCUACAUCUGGAAGCAAUCAUCGCAGGAAAAGUGUCAUCCACCUGGGCUAGGGUGGACAUUUUCUUUGAGGAGGAUGAGCAGCUGGACAGAGUGAUGGGCUUCUUCACAAGCCUGGUUGAAGCACAGACAACCAGAUGUCACAAUCAAGUGGCAUUCAUGAUGGAUGUGCUUCUGCCAGAGCUGUCCAUGAAUGUUGACGGACAAAGCCACAGAACAGUACGGCAGUGGGCUGCAGUAUGACUGGAGUGAGAGGCAGCUGAUGUCCUAUGCCGUGGAAAAAAACACGAGCAAGGAGGCAAAACAGAAACUGCUCAUAUACACGGAGAAACUCAGAAAAGCUCUGGACUCAUCUGAUAUUUUGAAGAGGCUGUAGUAUUAUGUUGACAUAUUUUUUUUUUGGAAGGUAUUUGUAAGGCCAAUAAAAGUUGUUGCUGGUUGUUUCA